Adineta ricciae is the source of this 783-nucleotide messenger RNA. Lineage: Eukaryota; Metazoa; Rotifera; Eurotatoria; Adinetida; Adinetidae. The record is from the annotation of a GenBank genome assembly.
AUGUCAUUAAAGUAUCUUGCUCAAUCAACCAUACUUGACAUUGAACUCACAGCGGAGACACUUCAAAUAUUGAGACAAGCUGUAUUAAACAGAAUUGUAUUAAAUAAUAAAGAUGACAAUCAAUUACAAUCAUCGCCAACCAACGAAAUCAAUCGUCCUGACAGUCAGUUAGGUUCACCGAAACUCACGCGUUCUCACUCACAUUCAUCAAUAUCAUCCAAACAUACGCGACAAUCGGAAAAGAGCAUUGUUAGACCGACAUCACCCGUGACUCGUCAACGUGAUUCGAAAGAUCUUAGUCCAGUUUCAUCCAAACCAAAGCAACGUACACGUUCGAACUCACCACGAAAAACAUUCUCCUAUUUACCACCCGACCGCAUGAAUGUUCGUGCAUGGAAACAGCAACAUCGGCAAUUAGCUAAACAAGACGAAUACGAUCGAAUUUACCAUGAAAAUCGUAUCAAAUUAGAAAGGUUAGCUAAAAUCGUUCGUGAACCAAGUUCGUAUCCAACUAUGCAUAUUGAACAAGAGCGUCAACGUGAACGACAUGCACUCGACCAUCGCCGAAAAGUUCUGAAGAGUUAUAUUCCGAUCUAUCAAGACAAUCUAUUCAUUAUCAAUCGUCUUGCUAAUGUCAAAGGCGUUUACGAUACGAAAAAAAUGGAGGAAGAUUUUCGUCGGCAUACAGGUAUUCUUCAACAAGACGCUGCCAAUCGCAAGAAAGCACGUGAAACAGCCGCGCAACGACCGUUUAUUUUGCCAAAAAUUAACACAAAAUCAUGA